Molecule: messenger RNA, 4558 nt
Organism: Frieseomelitta varia
Lineage: Eukaryota; Metazoa; Arthropoda; Insecta; Hymenoptera; Apidae
Product: hormonally up-regulated neu tumor-associated kinase
Exons: 8
Coding region: 1148-3571 (807 amino acids)
Biological process (GO): peptidyl-serine phosphorylation; peptidyl-threonine phosphorylation
Molecular function (GO): ATP binding; protein serine/threonine kinase activity
Source: RefSeq, a predicted model, not a curated record
CAGCGCGACGCAGCCGAAAUAAACGCAUUUAUCUCACUCGAAUGGACGUUUAGCACAUUCCUCGCGAAAUAUAUCCACCGUUGUUCCACUUUUCCCCCGAGGGCCGUGUUUCCACACGUGAAAAUAACUCGCGAAUUAGUCAUCGUUUCCAUAAAGCUCGCAGAAAGCUCAUCGUGUCGCGACGCAGACGCAUCAAUUUUCCCCGGGGCCGCGAUUACGCGUUCAGCCACCUCGUGGCACGUGGUUUCUCCCGUGAAAAUCGCAAAAUUAACACCGGUCGUUCGGAACAAUCGCGAGUCAACGUGGAAAUUCACCGCGUGAACGAGUAAAAAUUCCGCUGGAUAAACGAGCGUUGUUCGACCGAUCGACGACGACCAAGUCGAUUCACACGAAAAGACGACACACGUCCGCGGCGAGGCGUUAGCGCGCGCGGCCAAGCCGGCUCGGCGCCAAAAUCAGCUCGCCAGUCGCGCUUUCCGGUCGGUGUUUUAUAAAUACUGCAGACAGCCGAAGAGUGCAGUGAACACGGGAGUAGCUGUAAAAUCACGAAUCCCGGCGGACACGUUUACAGUUACAGCAGCCGAAAGGAGCGAAACUCGAGUUUCAACGCUUCGAAAAGGCAAAAACGAUUCGGCGAGAUUUUGGAACGCUGUGAAGUUGGGAGAUUGUCGAAUAAGUGUCUGUGAUAGCGGUGACAUUUUCGCGGAUUAAUUGUGGCCCGGGUUGGCCGAGCAAAUUCUUGGGACCAAGUGCCAAAAGUGCGAGCGAGUGCGAGUGUGUGUGCUCGGGAAUCGGAGUAUUCGGUGAAUCGUAUUAUCCGGUCUGGGAAAGUGAUAAGAAGCCUCUAACUCGGGGAAAGUGCGAUAAGAAACAGUAAAGUGAUUGCUUAGGCACCAGUUGAAUCUUUCAUGGGCUUUUUUGGGAACUUUUUUGCUACUUUCUUAGGGUGAAUAUCCAUCGACUUUGCGAAGGGAUCAAGGAUUGAUCGACGCGAGGAUCAAGACCAACACGCGACAAAGGUGAACGUUCACCGCGAGAUGAUAGAAUGUGAAGUUCGCAAUCUCCUGGUCGACCACAGCGGACAGUUAAACGCGACGUUUGGCUUGACUUCAGCUUCGUGGCAAGCGAUUGACGACCGUCCGUCAGAAUGAGCUUAAUGAAGAAAGCCAUCGGCGGGUCCAUUCACAGGAUACGAGAGUUCGAGCUCGAAAAGGUGAACCUGAUCGACGAGUUCGAUAUCCUGCAAAUCGUCGGGGAAGGAUGGUUCGGCAAAAUCUUGCUAACCGAGCAUCGGAGCACCCAGACCGAGAUGGUGCUCAAAGCGCUGCCAAAGGCGUACACCGGUAUCUCGGACUUCUUUCGCGAGUUUCACUACGGGCUGCACCUGGCCGCGCACAAGAACAUCAUCACCACCUACGACGUGGCCUUCGAGACCGCUGGCUUCUACGUUUUCAGCCAGGAGUACGCUCCACUCGGAGAUCUAACGUCCAACGUAACAGAGACCGGUUUAGGCGAGCUUCACGCAAAGAGGGUGGCCAGACAACUGGCCGCGGCGGUGCAUCACAUUCACAGCCGCGAAUUGGUGCACCGCGACAUCAAGCUCGACAACAUCCUCGUGUUCAGGAGCGAUUUCUCGCGGAUCAAGCUGUGCGACUUUGGCGAAACGAGAAGAAUAAACACGGUGGUGCGACGGCACAACGAGUGGCUGCCAUACUCGCCGCCCGAGGUAUUGCAGAUCGACACUGACGAAACGUACAAAGCUCUCACGUCGCACGACGUCUGGCAAUUCGGCAUUGUCCUAUUUGUCUGUCUGACCGGAUGCUUGCCGUGGCAGAAGGCGGCGUUGGACGACCCGCGUUACACCAGAUAUCAAAACUGGCACAACGCGACGCUCAACAUAGCCAAGAAACCGAAAUUAUUUCAGCUGAUCAGCUCACGGGCGCAGAGGAUGUUCAAACGACUAUUGGACCCCAAGGCCGAGAAGCGUCCCGUCAGCGUGUUGGAGGUAAACAAAUACCUGGAGGACAGGUGGUUAGCGAAACUCGGCACGGAGAAGGCCCUGAACGGUGGCGCCGACGAGAGGGACGAACUCUGCCCCUCCAUGUACAGCUUCCACAGCUCUCUCGAGGAGAAGAAUCAACUGCUUCACACCCUGACCACGUACGGCAUCGAGACAACGGUGAACCGUGCUAAGAAGAAGGACCGAAUCAGAGAAUGGAUCCAGGCGAGCGCCAUCGUGGAGGAGUACGAGGAGGACGAGUCGGAUCUGAACGAAGACAUUGCUCGUAUUUACGAGGACGAGGACGAGGAGCCCAGUUCGAUGAAAGGCAGACACUUUCCGGAGACGCGUCCGAUGGUGAACACCGAGUCCAAGAGACACAGCAGGAACAGCAGAACGCACACAUCCUCGGCGCGGAAGAGGCAGCCGAUCAAAAGACAGCCAACCGAAAGGAAGAUUCCAUUUGCGCCUCAAGUAGCCGUGGAACGAGAAACGAUCGCCCGUUUCGCCAGUUUCCCCAACGGCGAUCCUAACCUCGCGGCGCGUACCAACGGGACGAUCGGCGAUGCAGCAGCUUCGCUCGCGCUACCUCUGAAAACCAGCGUCGAAGAUCGGAAAUCGUUGGCCAACGGCCAAGCGAAUAACUCACCGGCGAAUAGUUCGUUAGCGAAUAGUAGUAGAGACGAGCCUCUCGCGGCGGGAUACAAACCUAAUCUAGCCGAGGGGAGUGUCGAACUGGCGAGAACCUCGCAGGAUAUCCAAGAUCGGACAGUCUCGCUGAUAGACACGAUCGGGGAUCGAGGUUUGCCAAGGAGUCCGCAGAUCCCCGCUAGAAAACAUCGUUCGCAAACCGCCCCGUUUCCGGCCACGCCGAACUCGAACGAGAACGAAGAGGAGUCUGCGAGAAGAACGCAGUCGGCCGGCGCGCUGGCUGGCUCAACGCAGCCAGACAGGUUGAACAUGGCGAUCGGUCGACCGGCGGAGAGGUCAGGUGCUGCACCGGUAGCGAACGGCCAAUCGUCGAUGGCUUGGGGCGAGAGCUCGACCCCGAGAGCCGAGCAUCGAUCCCUCGCGCAAUCAAUGUCUCGAGUAGAAAACGCACCGGUGGUAAUGCUGCCUGUGGCGGCAGCGGCGGCGGCGACAGUUCGAGUGGAGAAUCAAUCGGUGACUAGAAACGAGAAAUCUGGGCCCGUGCCUCUCGUGUCGCAAUCCGCCAAUCCUCUCACCAUGUCCGUUGCCUCUCAUUUGGUCAUGCAGAGCUUCAACGCGCUGCAGGGGAUUAACGCGGUCGCCCCCGGGGACAACAACAGCCCGGCGACGGAUUUACCGAACUCGCCGAGGAACAGUCCGUCUUCCACCUCUAGCAAGGCCCUCACGCCGAAGAACAGUCCGACUACCACUCCCGCGAGAACGUCCACGCCACCGAAAAAUAAGAUCCACAGGGAGGAGGCGAUGAUCUACAGGAAAGAUCCGUUCGAGCACUAUGGAAUCGCGCAGGGGGUGAUACUGAGAACGGAGAGCGCGCGACGGAGGGGCUCGACGGAGAGCGGCAAUAGAUCUGCCAGUAAUUGAGAAUCGAUGUUUGAUUUCGCUUUCGCGUGACACGGAGGUGGACGGUUGUAAUGUCGAACCGGUGGGGAUUGUGGAUGGCAUGCGAUGCCGUGUACAUCGUGUGUUCUGGUUUGGUAACGGUUUACGCGUCGUGUAUCUGGUUACGCAGCCGGAGUUUGGUGGAGGAGGGAAAGUUGUUCCCAGUUGUGUUACUCGAUCGAGAAAACCGGUGAUUGAAUAUCUUUUUUUAAAUGAAUUUGAGGUACAUUGGCGAGAGAAGGAAAUAUUCUUUUUGGAGAUGGCUGUUGAAGAAAGACGUAGAUUAGAUCUUGUUCUAACUCUCGAAGUAAACCUGUUUUAUCAUAUUCCAAGAUGUAAUACGUGUAUUUUAUAUAACGCUGAGGAUGAGCACGAAAAUAUUCAACGACAUAGAAUAAUUACAAUUACACGAGUACAACUUGGUGCCUUAUUUUUCUGAGAACAUUUCCACUAAACGAUUUGACGUAAAUGCGACAAUUAUGAGGAACGAUAUUAAGAUGGUGCAGAGAAAACGACCGAGACCGAAUAAAUAAGAGAAAAAAAAAAAAAAAAAACGACCGAAAAAUACGAAGAAACUGGACAGAAAUCGCUUAACGCAUCGAUUCGUCGUCUAUUCGAUCGUCGUACCCAUCCAACUUUAUAUUAAACGAUACAACCACAUAAUACUGCAUCGUUUAGACUUGGACUGUCCCGUUUGUUGGACACGAGCCAUGACCGAUGCCCAUUACAGCGAUUCUUUUGUUCCCUCAUGCUGAUUCUUACGUUGCAUAGCCAACAUAGAUAAAACGAGCCUCGCACAGUCUCGAUAAUUUAUGGAUUAUUGUUUCCUUUAUCGUUUUCUUUCUACUGCAACGAGACACACCGAUGAAUCGUCCAAGAGGACAUAAAGGCACAAUUUUCGUGUCUAUGAUCGUCGAUCAGCCAGGGACAGCAGAGGUGGACAAAUUUUGGCACGUUGCUUCCAGAAAA